AUGAUUACUGAUUUUGUGCGUCAAUUGCCCUUUGCCCCCUAGUAUUUGUAUGCAACCAUCUGCAGAAUUAUAGAGAAAGGAAAGCGAUACUCGAGGCAUUCUUGAUGGCAACAGGCAUGCAUCCAUGCUCUUGUGACACGUUCGUGGCUCUCCCUCCAUCUACAGAGGGCCAGCGAGUCAUCUUUGGGAAGAACUCAGACAGACCCUGUGAUGAGGUUCAAGAGGUGGUGUACUUCCCAUCCAAGGACCAUGGUGCUGAUAAGAAACUGGAGUGCACAUACAUUGAGAUUGAGCAGGCCCCUCACACAUACGCAGUGGUGCUGAGCAGACCAGCAUGGCUGUGGGGAGCGGAGAUGGGGGCCAAUGAGCACCAGGUCUGCAUUGGCAACGAGGCUGUAUGGGGAAAGGAGAGUGCUGAUGGAGACGAGGCGUUGCUCGGCAUGGAUCUCGUGAGGCUGGGUCUGGAGAGGGCAGACACGGCUGUGAAGGCCGUGGACGUCAUCACAGAGCUGCUGGACAGGUACGGCCAGGGUGGCAACUGCAUGGAGGACGAGUGCGGCUUCACCUACCACAACAGCUUCCUCAUCUCUGACCGGACUGAGGCCUGGGUGCUGGAGACGGCAGGGAAGUACUGGGCAGCGGAGAAGGUGGAGGAGGGACACAGAAAUAUUUCCAAUGAUUAUUCGAUAACCACUAAAAUUGACAAGGAGCAUCCUGAGAUGAGAGAGUAUGCCAAGAGCCAGGGCUGGUGGGAUGGAGCAAAAGAGUUCAACUUCACAGACGUGUACUCCUACAAGACCACAGCUCGACUGGAGGCAGCUAGCAGUCGUUACUGUGAGGGGAAGAGACUCUUGGGGAAAAGCCACGGAAAAAUCACCACGGAGACCAUGAUGGACAUCCUGCGAGACAAGGAGAGUGGCAUCAACAUGGAGGGCAUGUUCAUGAGCACGGGCAGCAUGGUGUCUGUGGUUCCCCGGGACCCCAACCUGCCUGGGAUACACUACUUCACCGCCACCCCCGACCCAGAGAGGUCUGUUUUUAAACCAUUUAUUUUCGUCCAAGACGUGAAGCAGCUGAAGCUCACCUGCUCCCCUUGUUACGGUGAAGACGACCCUGUGAAGAAGCAGCCUCGCUUCCAGAGCAAACCCGACCGCAAGCACCCUCUCUUCCUCAAGCACGAGGUGGUGGCAGCCAUCAUCGACAGCACCAGUGAAAAAGGUCAGAAGAUCAUGCAGAACAUGAAGGAGCUGGAGAAAGCCAAGAUGGCCGAGGUGGAGUGCUACUUGACAGACAGGGUCGAGGACCCCACCAAGAUCGUUCAUCUGUUUACCAACACCGUUGAGGAAGAAAUUAAGGUGUACAGUAAAAGUUAACAAAGUUGAAGCACAUUAGUUGUAACCGGCCUCUCUCCAGGUGAAUGAGGUUUCCCUUGGAGCAAGGCGGAACUGCUCUCAUCUGGUGAGCAUCAGGUUCCAUUCAUUAUACCCAUUGCAUGAUGAUCAGAUUGAUCAUGACCCAUCAGUCUUAAAAUUGCACCUUAAAGAAAAAAAAACCUUUCUGAACAAUGCGGACAGCAAUAAUACUGUAGCACUUUAGAAAUGAACAGACAUCCUGCUAUUCUUUCCUGCAUUCCUGCAUCCCUCUACAACCCCUAUGCCAAAAAUGUGUAAAUAGAUGCUAAAAUUAAGAUAAAGCACAACAUAAUUGUGCAUUUGACAAGAGUAAAUGUAUAGAGUAGAAUUGUACUGUACACCUUGUUGUGGAAAACUGGUCAAAAUACUGUAAACCUAGCUGGAAUAAUGGACUUAAGUGUAAGUCGAAACUGAUCCGGACUUGUGAAAAUAGAGGGAACACCAGAGCUCUGUAGUACUAGGGCCUAUACUAAGAAGCUGUGUCAGGAGUAAACCAUGUUAAGUUAAGAGGUAAAUCAUCUAAUAAUGCAUUUGAUGCAGCAUCAGUUGUCACUUUGUGUCCAGUUUUAGUCGCUGGAGUGAAAUGACAUCGAUCAGACACAGGGUGGCGCCAGUCUGGUUGGUUAGUGUGACACAUCUGAAACUACUGGUGGCAAUAUUAAGAUCUGUGAUGAAUUAAAUAAACAUUACAUUUUAAUGUAAA
Molecule: messenger RNA, 2115 nt
Organism: Engraulis encrasicolus (European anchovy)
Lineage: Eukaryota; Metazoa; Chordata; Actinopteri; Clupeiformes; Engraulidae
Gene: scrn3
Product: secernin 3
Exons: 9
Coding region: 105-1373 (422 amino acids)
Biological process (GO): proteolysis
Molecular function (GO): dipeptidase activity; cysteine-type exopeptidase activity
Source: RefSeq, a predicted model, not a curated record